This is a messenger RNA of Carcharodon carcharias (great white shark), 2395 nucleotides long. RefSeq names its product zinc finger protein Gfi-1-like. Lineage: Eukaryota; Metazoa; Chordata; Chondrichthyes; Lamniformes; Lamnidae. The record is from RefSeq and is a predicted model, not a curated record. The transcript has 7 exons. The coding region runs from base 312 to 1475 and encodes 387 amino acids. Gene Ontology annotation, cellular component: nucleus.
GGCUUUAACCCUGUGCGAAACCAUUCGGAUUGCAGUGGUCUGUGAUGAUACAGAAGAAGAGGAGCGAGUGCAUCUCCGCCGUCAAUAUUAGCGCCACACUCCGCACUUCACCCAGAUCCAGCCUCUGAGGCGCCCGCUCCUGUACGACCUUCUCUGUUUCUCGCCCCGGGGACCCACCGCUGCUCGUGAGAGCUGAGCUCAAAUCGAAGACUCCUCUCUCUCUCUAAAAAAAAGAUUCAAUCGCUGCCGAAACUGAUUUUCUCCAAACCCGCAAAGCGGAUCUGCCCCUCUCCCUUGUCUGAGGCUGCGAGAUGCCACGAUCAUUCCUGGUGAAGAGCAAGAAAGCGCACAGCUACCACCAGCAUCGACACAUUGAGGAUGAUUACAAUAACAAGCUGGAGCACAUCCUGGCAGAUAUCUGCUCAGAGAGCAGGAUAUCAGAAGAUGCUGUCUAUUGCCCAGAUGUCCCUUGUGCGGACUCCAAGGGCAAAUUUUCGCCGAAACCUCAGCUGGUGGAAGCGGCUGACGUGCCAGAGUCUCCGGCGAGCUGUGAGGGCAGUGUCUGUGGCAGAGCCCCCGAGUAUGAGAACUUCUGGAGACCCCCUUCUCCAUCUGCGUCACCAGUCUCUGAGAAAUCUCUCUCCCCGUCUAUGGAGGAGAGCCAUCCAUUUGCGUUACCCUUCAAGCAAUACGGAUGGAAUAGUUACACAGGCUCUGAGUUGAAGUACCUGGUGCAGAAUUACCGCUCCCCAGCUUUGGAACGGAGCUCCGCUGUGGGGCUCUACAGCGAACGGAACUCCACCACUGGCCUUUACAGUGACCUCGUCCCCGCCUCUGGCCUCUACAGCGACAUUGGCACUGCCCCCAGUCUGUACAGCGAGCGCGGCUCCAGCUUCCACGAGAAAAGAAGCGAAAUCAAAGCAGAGUCGGAGCUUCUUUGCACCCGGUUGCUCCUGAACAACGGCUCUUACAAAUGCAUCAAAUGCAGCAAGGUGUUCUCCACUCCUCACGGUCUGGAAGUCCACGUCCGUCGGUCUCACAGUGGCACCCGCCCCUUCGCCUGUGACAGUUGUGGCAAAACAUUUGGCCAUGCGGUCAGUCUGGAGCAGCACAAAGCAGUGCACUCACAGGAAAGGAGCUUUGACUGCAAGAUCUGCGGUAAAACUUUUAAAAGAUCUUCCACAUUGUCCACACACUUGUUGAUUCACUCAGACACCAGGCCUUACCCCUGUCAGUACUGCGGGAAGAGAUUUCACCAGAAGUCAGACAUGAAAAAGCACACCUUCAUUCACACAGGUGAAAAGCCUCACAAGUGCCAGGUAUGUGGCAAAGCUUUCAGCCAGAGCUCGAAUCUGAUCACGCACAGUCGCAAGCACACUGGCUUUAAGCCGUUCGGCUGUGAUCUGUGUGGUAAAGGAUUCCAGAGGAAAGUGGAUCUCCGAAGGCACCGUGAGACACAACACGAUUUAAAAUAGACCGUGAGUGAAAGGCACUAGCGGAAAGCAAAUAGCCUCGACAGCUGGGUAGCAGGACCCAGCUUUUUAACCCCACUGGGAUGUCCAGUUGUGCGACUGGACACCGCACGUGAAAAGCCCCCACCAGUGACUAUAGCACGUGUGUGGCCUCGGGUGCCUCCAUGUACCACUGAGACAGUAUCAGAUGCAAACUGAGGACCAGGGGAGUUUUACAUGUGGAGCAAUGUGCCUUUCUAUAAACACUGCAGUCAGCUAAAUGCAAUAUUCUGCCUCGGUAAAUUUUACUUAAUCCCAUUUACAACUUUUACUUUAAAAAUAAACUGUCCGACAUUCUUACAGUGUUAAAAGGUGAAAUGUUCGGAAUCACUUGUUCAGUAGAAAGUUUAAUUGUUCAAAUCCCGCAUUUCCUUUUUAAAAUAGAGAGAGAAAAGUUGAUUAUAUUAAAAAUCCCUUUGAACCCGUGGCAGAGUAAACUCCGGUUCGGUUUACUUUCUGCAUUUGCAUGUGUAUUUAAAUUGGCCACACAAAUGGGCGGGUUUUCCGACAAGUGUUUGCUGAGGUUGGUAAAAAUCGCUUCAAACUUGCACCCAGUAAACCAGGAAGGUCUCACAGUUUGACUCUCAGUCAUGAGCCUGAGAACAUGACGUUAUCACCCCCAGCCACCGGGUCUCUGAGGGUCUGAAUGAAGAGCAUUGUUCCACCCGCUUGAAAAUGUCAAUGCAACUGAACAUAACGGGCGAAAUGUACUUUGUAAAUAGUUUGAUCCAAUAUUUACUGGUAACCCCUAAAUAUUUACUCUUGUUUCCCAAGAGAUGAAAGUUAAACGCACUCAGCAUAGAAAUCAACUUAGAUGUUCGAGAGGGCAAACGGAAUUAAUAAAUUAUUAAAUCAAUCACUCAUUCCCUCUCCCCAAGAAUAUA